AUGGAAAAUAGCUAUGAUUCGGUGAUAGUAGCAGUGCAGCCACAUUUUCUAAAAGAUGAAAAACUUCAGAAAGUUUUCGAAAUUAAGGAACCUAAAAUUAUAGUUGAUAAAAACUUCAAUAGUUUUUACUUUAAAAGACAUUUUAAUAGCGAAAUAAUGGCUGUGAUUAUAAUGGAACAUAAUUUUGAUCUACAACUUUGGAGCUCUUUAUCCAACACUUUGAAUUUUAUGCGUCAAAUAAGAAUUUUAAUAAUUUGUGUAAAUGUAUCCAACAAUAAACAGCUACAAAGCGAUGUUUUAAGAGCAUGUGAACAAUACCAUCAAAACAAUGUAAUUUUACAUCUGCUAAAUACUUCUCAAGAUACAAUAUCUCAAGAAUAUUGGCAACUAAAACCAUUCCCUAAUUAUCACUUUCAAAAUCGAAUGUUCGACAAUAAAAAUAUAGUUUUAUAUCCCAAACAUUGGCACGAUAUGAAAGGUAAAACAUUAUUAACUCUGCCCGAUCAAAUUCAACCUCGUUCUUUUUUGUGGAAAAAUGAUAAAAACCAACUGCAGCUAAGCGGCUUUACCGCCAAAUGCGUACAAUUAUUUGCUGAUAAAUAUAAUGCCACUUUGAAAAUGUCCCUGCCACUAAAAGUUAAUGAAAUCAUACAUUUAAGUAUUAUUACCAAUAUGACUCAACAGGGUCAACUGGACAUACCCAUGAGUUUGGAUUCAUCAUUUACUGGAGAUAAAUGGUUGUUCAUGUCGUAUCCUUUAGAAAUAGGCAAAUGGAUGAUCAUGAGUCCCUGUGCAGAGACAAUCGAAACUAAUCAAGUAUUUAAAUUGCUUUUUACACCACAAUUGUUUGCGAUCAUUUCAACAUUUUCCAUACUAUUCUCUCUACUACUCAGUCUAAUUGAAAAAUUGUUUCACAAUCACAGCAACUGUUUAAAUAUUUUCAUAAGUGAUAAAGUCAUACCGGGCAUACUGGCACAAUCGUUUGUAUUACAUAAAUCCUCUAACUAUAGCAUGCGAAUCGUUUAUGUCUUAAUUUUCAUAUUUGGUUUAAUGAUGAGCACCAACUUUUCCGCCCACUUGAAAACUCUCAUUACUAGUCCACCCUUACAAAAGCAACCAAAAACCUUUGAUGAAUUUCGUGCUGCUGGCAAGAAGAUACUGCUGGACAUAUUGGACAAGAAGAAUCUGGAUAACUACAUUAUGGAAAAAAUGGAGGGUGCCAUAAAGUACACCCACAACACUACAUUGUUUCAGAAAUAUCGGCAAAACUUCAACACUACCUAUAGCUAUGCAGUUACCGCUGGACUUUGGAAUAUUUUUACCAAAAAACAGGAAUUUCUUACCCAUAAAAUAUUUUGUUCAUCGGAAAAUAUGUUUAUCAUGGACUUGCUAAUGCUCGGCAUACCUUUGCAGAAGCAUUCAAUGUACAAAGAACCCUUGGAUCAGCUGAUACAUCGUAUACACUCGGUGGGUUUGUUCUCUGUCUGGCAAUCUCAAACUUUUUACGACAUGAUGCGAUUGGGAAAUAUCACAAUAAAAGAUACUAGUAAGAUAAGAUUCCACAAAGAUCUGUCAGAGAAUGAUUUAUUAUUCGUUUGGUUCAUUUUAUUGCUUGGUCUCAGCAGUAGUUGUAUUAUCUUCCUCUUGGAAGUUUUAGGUACUCUAGUUAUGAAAAUGUUUAAAAAUAAAUGUAAAUAUAAAUAUAAUACAUAA
Molecule: messenger RNA, 1713 nt
Organism: Calliphora vicina (urban bluebottle blowfly)
Lineage: Eukaryota; Metazoa; Arthropoda; Insecta; Diptera; Calliphoridae
Exons: 1
Coding region: 1-1713 (570 amino acids)
Source: RefSeq, a predicted model, not a curated record